Molecule: messenger RNA, 3387 nt
Organism: Fonsecaea multimorphosa CBS 102226
Lineage: Eukaryota; Fungi; Ascomycota; Eurotiomycetes; Chaetothyriales; Herpotrichiellaceae
Exons: 4
Coding region: 1-3387 (1128 amino acids)
Biological process (GO): proteolysis
Cellular component (GO): cytoplasm
Molecular function (GO): calcium-dependent cysteine-type endopeptidase activity
Source: RefSeq, a predicted model, not a curated record
AUGGAUGAUCGCAGAGACAAUAUCGGCGGAGGCGGCCGCUGGUAUGGUCCUCCACCGCCUGAUCUUUCUAUUGCACCAGCUCCGACAAAGAUGCGGCGCAAACAGCGCCGACAGCCUCCUCAGGAGACAGUGAACCAGUUCUGGAACCAAUUGAACCCCACGCACCCUGGUAAAGUCUUCACUCUCCUCCCCAACAACCCCUAUGCCCGCAAGAAGGCCGCAAAAACUCCUCAUGGCACCGUCGUCGGCCAGCGCGCGGCCAAGUCGUACGAAGAGGCUCGCGAUGAGUGUAAGAGGGACGUAGACAGGAUCGUCAGGGAGUGCCGUCGACUGAACCAGAAGUACCGGGACAUGCAUUUUGAUAUCGAGUGGGAUCUCAAGUCCGGGCAGCGGAAUUGUCUCGACGGUCUCAGCACACCUGGCGAUUGCAUGAAACCAAAGGGCGUCAGAAGAGUCACGGACAUAUUUGAGAAACCGGAAUUCUUCAUCAACGGCCCGACUGCUGGUGACGUGCGUCAGGGCCGUGAUGGAGAUUGCUAUCUGAUGGCAGCGCUGUGUGGAUUGGGCAACAUGGAAGGAUUGAUCGACAGAGUGUGUGUCAAACAUGACAAAGACGUCGGUGUCUACGGAUUUGUCUUCUUUCGAGAUGGCGAAUGGCAACAUACGAUCAUCGAUGAUAAACUCUACACCAAAGCACCAGAUUACGACGAAGCCCAGGACGAGCGGGUGGUCUGGGACGACAUCAAUCGCGUGGACAGCGCCGGAGAAUACCUCAAAGCCCACUUGACAGGCUCGAGAGCACUGUACUUUGCGCAAUGCAGUGACGAAAAUGAAACAUGGCUCCCACUUCUUGAGAAGGCCUACGCGAAAGCGCACGGAGACUUUGCUUCCAUCGACGGAGGAUUCACGGGCGAGGCUAUCGAAGACCUGACCGGCGGCGUGACAACGGAGAUAUACAGCACCGACAUUCUCGACCGUGAAGCCUUUUGGCGCGAGGAACUCAUGCAGGUCGGCAAAAAGUUCCUCUUUGGCUGCGCCACGGGCUUCUACGCCAACUGGCUCGACACCACCAGAGCACCCCGCGAACGUGAAGGGAUCUCCGAAGGGCAUGCCUACAGCAUCAUGGAUGCGAGGGAAAUCAACGGCGAGCGACUCCUGAAGCUCCGUAAUCCCUGGGGCAAGAAAGAAUGGACGGGGAGAUGGAGUGAUGGCAGCUCCGAAUGGACUCCCGAGUGGAUGCAGUUGCUGGACCACAAAUUUGGCAAUGAUGGCAUCUUCUGGAUCAGCUACGAUGAUCUCCUGAAGAAGUAUCAGCAUUUUGACCGUACGAGAAUCUUUGGUCCCGAGUGGAAUGUCACACAGUGCUGGACCAGCGUCAAUGUCUCAUGGUCGGCCGAGUAUCACAGCACAAAAUUCUCUUUGACGUUGGAAGAGAAGGCGCCCGUGGUGAUUGUUCUGGCGCAGCUGGACGAUACCUAUUUCAGUGGAUUGGAGGGUGGCUAUGGAUUUGACCUACAAUUCCGCCUCGAGUCCGACAACAAGGAGGACGAAAACGACUACAUUGUCCGAUCCAACGGCAAUUAUGCCAUGGCCAGAUCUGUGAGCACAGACAUUGAGCUGGAAGCUGGCACGUACUCGGUUCUGAUGAAGAUCACCGCCACCCGGAACACAGACAGAGAGCACGUCGAAGAUGUAUUGCCUGUCUAUGCCGCCACAAGACGCGAGAAGCUCAUUCAGAUGGGGCUCUCGUACGAUCUCGCACAUGCCAAGGGUGUGAUUGUGGAAACAGAGGCCGAACGGAAAGAGCGCAAAAAGCGUGAGAAGAUUCGACGUGCACAAGAGAAGGAAAAGAUGAAGCAGAAGGCCAAGGCCCAGGCGAAGAAGCAUUGGGAGAGACAGAAGAAAAGACAUGAGCUAGAGAAGGAGAGACAGGCAAGGAACAAGGAGAGGAGAGAGAGGAAGAAACGGGCCAACGGACUGGCCGCUGAGAAGCCCCGCGAACCGGUUGUCGAGAGGCAGGGAACUUUUGGCAGCAUGAUCAACGCGAACCCUGAGAGCAGGAGGGAUUCGACGAUGCAGAAUGGGCACGUCGACAAAGUCGAAGGCUUGAACCCGGGGUCUGAAGCCAUCGAGGUCCAAAGCUCCAACGACUUCGUUCCUGUGAGCGCGAAGGAACCUGCAGAACUGUCAGAGGAGCCAAACCCAAUCCUUGCUUCGCAGGAGAAACCAGCAGAAGAAGUCACCGCCGACAGUGUCGUCCAGCCGCUGGAAGAAGUGAUCAAGCUCGCCAACUCAGAAGAGCACGCCAGCAAGCCGGAACACCUUUCUGACAAGAAGCCCGCACCACCCGAGGCUGUAGCAGCAGGGGCUGAUGAUACGGCCGUUCAAUUUGAUGGCUCCCCUGUCAUUACAGACGUCAAGCCGCUGUCGAGGCUGCCUCCACAAUCUCGCCCGGAGCAUCUCGCAUCUAAAGACAUCGGCUCUGGGAAAGAAGCUACUUCUGUGAUAAAAUGGCAUAGGGAUGCUCAACCUGGUAUGGCGAAUGGACCUCACCAUCGGACGCCGGCUCGCAGCGCCACGAUUAACAGCACAGCCGUCACCAUGCUAGGCAUCGGGAGCGGCGCUGAUGAUAGGGAGUAUGAUAUCCAAGACGGUGACCAAAUCAGAGAUUUCGACAUUGUCCGCGAAAAAGACGGCAAUCAGGAAUCAAAUGGACACACAGGACCCACGAACGACGACGACGUCUCUGACGCAGACUCCUUCCCGCCUUUCGACUGGAGUCCGGAACUCGACAUGUCGCCCUACAGCAGCAGCGACGCCGAGUCAGGUACAUCGUCGACUCACACCUUCACUCCCGGUCUAGGCCGGCUCAGGUCCACUAUCCGCCGUGGGCGACGCCGCUCACGCUCACCGCUACUCAACCCGACCAUCGACAUGGACGGCCCAGGCCUGAAGCCACCGGGCGGCGGAGCAGAUGAUGACGGCGACGGGCCUGGUGAGCCAUGGAACGCCGUGUGUGUUGUGGGUCUGAGGGUGUAUUCGACACUGAAGGGUGAAGGGAUCAAAUUGAAGGUCGUACGACCGAGCGAAUAUUCCGACAACGAAGAAGCGGACAGAGGCAAAGCCCCAAGCGGGGCUGCUGGGGGCGAGGACGCAGAGACCAAGGAGGCCGCCGAGCGCAUUUUGGACCCGGAUGACAUCUCAAGGGGAGCUGUGGCUGCCGAGCCUGAGAGCACGGGUGCCGUGGUAACCGGUGAGGGCGAGAAGCGUGACCCGAAUUGUCUGGAAGAUGGCAUGAAACUAGGAAGUAGCAGCAGAAUCUCGAAGCUGGGCAUGCACCCCCCUCUGGCAACCAGAACAGCGACGAACAAGAGGAGAUGGAGAUGA